Molecule: messenger RNA, 1317 nt
Organism: Vidua chalybeata
Lineage: Eukaryota; Metazoa; Chordata; Aves; Passeriformes; Viduidae
Gene: MED29
Product: mediator complex subunit 29
Exons: 4
Coding region: 1-600 (199 amino acids)
Biological process (GO): regulation of transcription by RNA polymerase II
Cellular component (GO): mediator complex
Molecular function (GO): transcription factor binding; transcription coregulator activity
Source: RefSeq, a predicted model, not a curated record
AUGGCGGCACCGCCGCCGCCUCCGGCCGGGCCGGGCCCGGGGCCUCCCUCAGCGCCCGCGGGGCCGGGGCCCGCGGCGGGGCCGGGAGCGGGGCCGGGGCCGCCCCCCGGGGCUGCGCAGGGCCCCGCGCUUCCCGCGCAGGCGGCGGCGGCGCAGGCGCAGGACUUCGAUCCCGUGCAGCGCUUCCGGCUGCUGCUGCCGCAGCUGAAGGAGAGCCUGCAGACCCUGAUGAAAGUGGCGGCUCAGAACCUGGUGCAGAAUUCCAGCAUCGACAACGGGCAGAAGAGCGCUGACGGGGCCCUGCAGCGCUUCGACAAGAGCCUGGAGGAGUUCUACGCCCUGUGCGACCAGCUGGAGCUGUGCCUGCGCCUGGCCCACGAGUGCCUCUCGCAGAGCUUCGACAGCGCCAAGCACGCCCCGGCGCUGGUGCCGGCGGCGCCCAAGGGCGAGGGGGGCGCGGGGGGCGCCGAGAGCCUGCCCUACACGCAGUACCUGCCCCUGAUCAAGGCGCAGAUCGCCGGCGCCAAGGACAUCCACAACGCCCUGCUCGAGGGCACCAACAAGAUCACGGGCAAGCUGCCCCCGCCGGGGGGGCCCUGACGGCCUGGGGGGGGGCGCGGGGAGGGGGUCUCAGGGGGGUUUGGGGGGGAUCCGAUGGGGGUUUGGGGGAGACCUGACGGCGUUUGGGGGGAUCUGAGAGGGCUUGGGGGGCAUGUGAUGGGAUUUUGGGGGUUCUGAUAGGAUUUUGGGGGAUCCUGAUGGAGUUUGGGGGGUUCUGAUGGGAUUUGGGGCGAUCCUGAUGGAGUUUGGGGGGUUCUGAUGGGAUUUUGGGGGGUUCUGAUGGAGUUUGGGGGGUUCUGAUGGGAUUUUGGGGGGUUCUGAUGGGAUUUGGGGGGAUCCUGAUGGAGUUUGGGGGAUCCUGAUGGGAUUUGGGGGAUCCUGAUGGAGUUUGGGGGGUUCUGAUGGGAUUUGGGGCGAUCCUGAUGGAGUUUGGGGGGUUCUGAUGGGAUUUUGGGGGGUUCUGAUGGAGUCUGGGGGCUUCUGAUGGAGUUUGGGGGGUUCUGAUGGGAUUUUGGGGGAUCCUGAUGGGAUUUGGGGGAUCGAGACCCCCGGGACCCCCGAGCGGCGCUGGGGGUGGGGGUUGGGCUGGUUUUGGGGCCCGCCCCCCCCCGUGCCGGGUUUUUGGGGCGCUCUGGGGGGUUUGGGGAACCCCCCCCCCUCCCCGAGCGAGGGGCAUCCUGGGGGAGGGGAGCGUGGGGUGCCGCGUUUUGGGGGAAAACGUUGGAUUUUUGGUAAAUAAACCCGUGUUUUGUGACA